Molecule: messenger RNA, 1874 nt
Organism: Asparagus officinalis (garden asparagus)
Lineage: Eukaryota; Viridiplantae; Streptophyta; Magnoliopsida; Asparagales; Asparagaceae
Product: cyclin-D4-1-like
Exons: 6
Coding region: 375-1421 (348 amino acids)
Biological process (GO): mitotic cell cycle phase transition; regulation of cyclin-dependent protein serine/threonine kinase activity
Cellular component (GO): cyclin-dependent protein kinase holoenzyme complex; cytoplasm; nucleus
Molecular function (GO): cyclin-dependent protein serine/threonine kinase regulator activity
Source: RefSeq, a predicted model, not a curated record
UAUUUCUUACUUUUCCUUUCCUAAGUAACUGUACAUAAUUUUACCAUUGCCUCCUCCUUUUCCUUUCCUAUUUUAUCAUCACUAUUUUUGUCUGCUAUUUUCCUUAUUAUUGCUGCCGUGCCGUCACUCUCCCCUAAAUACUCCCUUCUCCUCACUCCUUCACCAAUGCCCCUCUUUCCCCUCUCUAUGCUACAACUCCCUCUCCUUUGAAAACACUUAGCAAGGAAAAGCUCCUUUCUUUCUCUUCCUCUAUAGGGAGACACCCAUUUGAUAGGAAGAGGAAGAAGAGGCAAAACCAUCAAGAACAAUUUUCAUUUUCAUUUUCAUUUUUUGCUAAAAUCAUUAUUAAAUCUAAAGUUUAUAUUGUUCGAGAAAUGGGUCUGAGCUAUAACACCGCUUCCUCCAUUCUCCUCUGUGCUGAGGACAACAACAGCAUCCUCUGCUUUGAGGAUGAGAUUGAGGAGCAAGAGAAUGGCCGUGGCUGGGCUCCUCAGGAGCAAAGAAAUGAUUUUUAUGGAGAUUUCUUGAUGGGUUUUCCGUUGCAGUCUGAUGAGUGCCUGGAUUUGAUGGUGAAGAGAGAGGCUGAGCAUCUCCCAAGAGAGGAUUAUGGCAAGAGAUUAAUCACCGGAGCUUUGGAUAUCUCAAUCAGAAGAGACGCCGUUGACUGGAUUUGGAAGGUUCAUUCCUAUUACAGUUUUGGACCUCUGAGUGCCUACCUCUCUGUAAAUUACUUGGAUCGGUUCCUCUCGGCCUAUGAACUUCCACAAGGAAAGGCUUGGAUGACUCAGUUACUAUCUGUAGCUUGCUUGUCUUUAGCUGCCAAGAUGGAGGAAAGUGAAGUCCCCCUGUGCCUUGAUCUACAGGUUAGGGAAGCCAAGUACGUGUUUGAGCCAAGGACAAUCCAAAGGAUGGAGCUUCUGGUUCUGAGCACCCUCAAAUGGAGGAUGCAGGCAGUGACCCCUUUCUCUUUCAUAGACUACUUCCUUCACAAGCUCAAUGGUGGUGAUCCCCCAACCAAGCCUUUGCUCUCUACAGCAGCACAGCUCAUCUUGAGCACAGCCAGAGGGAUCGAAUUUCUAGCAUUCAAGCCUUCUGAGAUUGCUGCUGCUGUUGCGAUGUCAGCACUGGGAGAAGCCCAGGUGGUGGAGAUAGACAAAGCUGCCGCUUCUUGCAACUAUGUGGACAAGGAGAGGUUACUGAGAUGUUAUGAGGUGAUACAGGAGGUGGUACUGAUGAGGAGUGGGCCUUUGAGAAAUGACAGCACCGCAUCAAUUUCCUCUGUGAGCCCAAAUGGGGUUCUUGAUGCUGCCCGCUGCAUGAGCUUUAAGAGUGACGAUAUGACUGUGGGUUCACAUGCACAUUCUUAUCAUAGCUCUCCAGCUAAUAAGAGAAGAAAAUUAAGCAGGCCACCAGUUUCAUGAGUAGAUAAUGGUGGCUUUGUUUGUGUUGAUCACCUGUUUGAGAGGUUUUGGUACUUUCAUCCAAGCCAGUUUAGUUUUGUUAGUGGGAGUUUUUGGUGUGGUCAUCAAGGUGCCAAAGUGGAUGACUGAAACUAGAGAAGAAAAUAUAAAAAAAAAUAAAAAAUAAAAAUAAAAACAGGAAUAAAUAGAGGUGGAACCAGUUGCUCAUGGUUUUAAGAUGAAUGAAGCAGCCACCAGAUGAUGAAAAGAUGAGGGGGAGGGGUGUGUUCCUGUGCUAAGGUGAAGACAUAGGCUGCUACAGAUAAACUGGGAUAAAUAUUUGUUAUUUUCUUUUUUUAUUUUUUCCUGUGAAAAAAAAUCUGGAAAAUUACUCUUGGGAUCAAAAAGAGAAAAUGAGGAUGUGGGUUCCUUCAUUUAUGGAGGUAUUUAUAAUUGACAUUAUUAAUAACUCUU